This is a messenger RNA of Gadus macrocephalus (Pacific cod), 3051 nucleotides long. RefSeq lists its product as uncharacterized. The record is from RefSeq and is a predicted model, not a curated record. The coding region runs from base 355 to 2664 and encodes 769 amino acids. The transcript is spliced from 8 exons. Gene Ontology annotation, molecular function: protein binding. NCBI's taxonomy places the organism in Eukaryota, Metazoa, Chordata, Actinopteri, Gadiformes, Gadidae.
GUCCUACAUUGAGGAUCUCAGCCCGCUAGGUUGUGAUUAUCGGGUUUGAUGGUUCUGCUGUCAACAGAGCAUCACUACUAUCUUCUCCUGAUGUGUUUAUCCUCAGAGAGAUUCAUCACCUGGAGAGGGUUCAGUCGCUCCCAGCAGUACCAUGGUUACCUGCCCUGAGGGCCGGGGUGUUGCUACACGGAGAAGACUCUCACCAAGCCUCUCACCUGAGAGCCACAGCUCCUCACCUGAGAGCCUUGCAGCAGAGCCCAGAGCAGCUGGAGCGGAGAGAGGAGCUGGAUGGAGUGAUAGCAUGUAGCUUCUGGAUCUACCGCCGUGCAGAGAGAGAGCCUGAAGGCCUCAGAGAUGAAGACGGUGGGACCAGACCAGCCCUGCAACCGACGGAGGAAGACCUCUGAGAGGAUGAGGAGACCCUCUGCUGACCCUGAUGGAAGCAAAAGGGCUUUACUCAGGAGAAUCAGGAUUCACCCAGAGGCCCAGAGGAUUCUGGGUAAUUCCAUCAUCGCUUUAGUUUGCCUGGAACGUAUAGAAGACCUAGCUGGGGCACGCCCGACGUUGCACUCCACAGCCCUGGGGCCCACGGUGACUCUGACACGGGUCCAAUGGCCACCUCACCGGCCUCAGCCCGGGCCUGCGCUGGUCCAUUCUUCUCAUCAGCAUGGUUUCAAUCCAAACACAUCCGACACGUACCAGGCGGGCACUGUGUCCCCCCCAGCCCAGCCACCAGGGCCUCCAGACCCCAUUCCUCCGGACCACACCGCCCCAACGCCCUGGAGCCCUGAACCCCUGCACUGCUCCGUUGGCAUGGUGGAGCCCGAGGAGCACAGCCUUCACAAGGAGGCCGACUCCAACACGCCGCAGCCUCUGUUACAGAGCAGCUGGGAUCAUCUAGCAACAGCAGACACUACUGAAUUGGCACCGCUGGAUCAAGAUCCAGAUCCAGAUCCAGAUCCAGAUCCAGAUCCAGAUCCGGAUCCAGAUCCAGAGCCAUAUCCAGAUCCGGAUCUAGAACCAGAUCCAGAUCUAGAACCAGAUCCAGAUCUAGAUCCAGAUCUUGAUCCGGAUCUAGAACCAGAUCCAGAUCCGGAUCUAGAACCAGAUCCAGAUUUAGAUCCAGAUCUAGAUCCAGAUCCAGAUCCAGAUCUAGAUCCAGAUCUAGAUCCAGAUCCAGAUCCAGAUCUAGAACCAGAUCCAGAUCCAGAUCUAGAUCCAGAUCCAGAUCCAGAUCUAGAACCAGAUCCAGAUCCAGAUCCAGAUCAGGACAUGGUGAUCCAGGUGGAUCCGGACCGAGAGUCUUCCGCCCUGGACUGGGACCAGGACCAGGAGGUGCUUCUGGUUCUGGAGGACGACGCUCUGCCUGAGGCGGAGGUGGUGUCCAGACCCAGGGGGGAGGACCUCCACAGCUCACUAAUGCCACAGGAAGCUGUCGUAUCCUGGCAACAGGCAACUGUCGUAUCCUGGCAACAGGCAGCUGUCCUAUCCAGGCAACAGGCAGCUGUCAUAUUCGGGGAACAGGAAAAUGUCAUAUCAAUCCAACAGGAAGCUGUCGUAUCCAGGCAACAAGCUACAGUCAUAGCCAGGCAACAGGAAGCUGCCUUGUUCAUACAACAGGUUGCUGUCGUAUCCAAGAAACUGGAAGCUGUCAUAUCCAGGCAAAAUGAGGCUCUUGUAUCCAGGCAACAGGAGGCUGUCGUAUCCAGGCAGCAGGAGGCUGUAGUAUCCAGGCAACAGGAGGCUGUCGUAUCCAGGCAACAGGAGGCGGUCGUAUCCAGGCAGCAGGAGGCUGUAGUAUCCAGGCAACAGGAGGCUGUCGUAUCCAGGCAACAGGAGGCUGUCGUAUCCAGGCAACAGGAGGCUGUCGUAUCCAGGCAACAGGAGGCUGUCGUAUCUAGGCAACAGGAGGCUGUCGUAUCCAAGCAGCAGGAGGCUGUCGUAUCCAGGCAACAGGAGGCUGUCGUAUCCAGGCAACCAUCUGACGGACAAAUGGAGAGUGAUGACUUCUGUGCGGUGUGCCAGAUCGGUGGAGAGCUGCUCUGCUGCGACCGCUGUCCUAAAGUGUUCCACCUGAGCUGCCACAUCCCCUCCCUCCUCACCUUCCCAGCGGGGGACUGGCUCUGUACUCUGUGCCGUGGCGAGCAGGACGCAGCAGAGGGCUAUGCCUGUGAGAGUGCACCCAGUGGAGAGAGCAGAGCUCCGUACACGCUGUCCACCAGGGACCAGAGAAGGUGUGAGAAGCUGACUCUGCUGCUGCUCUGUCACCUCCUCAGCGCUCCGUUCCACGAGGCUGUCAGCCCAUUGGCUCAGAACUACUACCAGAUCAUCAGGAGGCCCAUGGACCUCUCGGUGGUCCGGAGGAAGCUGGACGAGAGCAACACGCUGCACUACUUCACCGCGGAGCAGUUUGUGGACGACCUGCUCCUCAUGUUCAGGAACUGUGCCACCUUUAACUAUCCGGACUCCGAGGUGGCCCGCGCGGGUCGUGACCUGGAAGCAUUCUUCCUUGAGCAGCUCCGGCAGGUUUUCAGUGACCGGACCUUCCCGGCAGCCUGCCAGAAGGCCAGCGACCAGGCCCGUCUCUGCUGGCUCCACAAGAAAAGGAAGGACAACUCCAGGAAGAAGAAACAUCUUCUAGGCGGGAAGAAAUACUUCCUGUGAUCUUGGUUUAAUAGUUGUAAACUGUGUAUUGGAAUGACAUGUGUGAAGAAUGACUUAGUUCCACAUAGUUCUUCAAGGUGCAUAGAACCUUGUAUAUGCUGUCUUCAAGCAUUUUUUAUUACCUUUCUUUACCUUAUUGUUCUGAUUGAAGAAACAUGUUAUAUUAUAUUCAAAUCCUAAUUGAAGGAUUUCAAUCUGGCUGUUGUGCUCAGUUUACAUUGUCCAUACAACAAAAUAGUAGAAAAAUAUUGUUUCCUAGAUAGCUUACAAUUUAUUCUAGAAAAUACAAUUUGUGGGAAAUAAUGGAUAUCAACAAAAAGUGGUGAUGUGCUGGUGAACGUUUGCUUCAGGCAUGCUUGUAUUAAAGAAUAAAAAAGAAAACAUGAA